Eutrema salsugineum is the source of this 3648-nucleotide messenger RNA. RefSeq lists its product as uncharacterized. NCBI's taxonomy places the organism in Eukaryota, Viridiplantae, Streptophyta, Magnoliopsida, Brassicales, Brassicaceae. The transcript is spliced from 5 exons. The coding region runs from base 1 to 3648 and encodes 1215 amino acids. Gene Ontology annotation, biological process: telomere maintenance; DNA repair. Gene Ontology annotation, molecular function: DNA helicase activity. The record is from RefSeq and is a predicted model, not a curated record.
AUGCUAGAUAAGCAUAACAAACAUGUGGAUGCAUUACGAAACGUUCGAGAAAGGUUUGAUCCUAACGAUGAUACAAGCCGGUUAAGGAUAAUUUUAAAGUGUGACUGGAAAAGCGAUGGAAGGACUGAAAAUCUACCAGCUACUAAUGAAGUUGCUGCAUUGAUACCUAAUGAUUUCAAUGGUGAGGUAGAUGCACGUGAUAUCAUCAUCGAGUGUAAAAAGACUGGGAAUCUCAAAAGGAUCAGUGAACUACAUCCUGCGUAUCUGCCUUUGCAAUAUCCAUUAUUGUUUCCCUAUGGUGAGGACGGAUUCAGACUUGGUAUCGAUAUUGGUUUUGUAGAUACUCAAGGAAGGAAAAGGUUGCAAAUUACUAUGAGAGAAUUUUUUGCUUACCGCAUACAAGAGAGGGUUGGUGAGUCACCAAUCAUCCCUUUAUCUGGAAGAUUGUUCCAGCAGUUUUUAGUGGAUGCGUACAUGAUGAUUGAGACUAAUAGACUACGUUUCAUAUCAAUGAAUCAGUCUAAACUUCGUUGCGAAAAUUAUGAUAAAAUAAAGAAAACUGUUGAUGGAGGUGACACUGAUCUUUCUGACAAGGGUAAACGUAUUAUUAUACCUUCUUCUUAUACUGGUGGUACAAGGUAUAUGGUGCAACACUAUCUAGAUGUGAUGACUACUUGCCAGCAUUUUGGUUUUCCAGAUCUUUUCAUAACCUUUACGUGUAAUCCCAAAUGGCCUGAGAUUACCAGGCACCUGAAAAGACAUAACUUGAAGCAAGAGGAUAGACCAGAUAUAUGUACGCGAGUGUUCAAGAUGAAACUAGAUGAUCUCAUGCACAGGCUCACCAAAGAAAAUGUGUUAGGUGUCGUAAAAGCCACGAUCUACACGAUUGAGUUUCAAAAACGGGGGCUACCUCAUGCACACAUCGUUCUUUUUUUAGAAGCUGGUCACAAGCUACCAACUGGUGAUGACAUUGAUAAGAUAAUAUGUGCUGAGAUUUCUGACAAGGAUAUUGAUCCAGCGCUGUAUGAGAUAGUAGGAGAUGUUAUGAUGCAUGGUCCAUGUGGUGCUUUGAAUAAGGAUAGUGUUUGCAUGGCUGAAGGAAAAUAUACAAAGUAUUUUCCAAAACCUUACAGUCCGAUCACUAAAAUAGAUGAUGUUGGAUAUCCUAUAUACAGGCGACGUAAUGACAAGAAAGUUAUCGUUAAAAAAGGUAUUGAAUGUGAUAAUGGAUUUGUGGUUCCUUAUAAUAGGAGUCUCACAUUGCUUUAUAGGGCUCAUAUCAACGUCGAAUGGUAUGUAGCACCUUCAGAGUCUACGUGGAGAAUUUUCCGUAAUCCUACUCACCAUCGCACGGUUUCUGUAGUUAAACUACCCUUUCAUUUACCGAAUCAGCAAAUAGUCAUAUACAACAAGGAUGAUCCAGGUGACGAGGUUAUUAAUCGUGUCUCAGUUGGUACGUCAAAAUUCAUUGCUUGGAUGGAGUGCAAUGAUAUGUAUGAAUUGGCGAGGACGUUAACUUAUGCGCAAUUUCCUACGAGAUUUGUGUGGAAUAACACAAAGAGAAUAUGGACGCCACGAUCAAGGAGAGUUGCUCUUGGUAGAAUCACGUACGUACCCAUUGGGGCAGGUGAAGCGUAUUAUUUAAGGCUUCUGCUUAAUUUGGUCAAAGGACCACGUAGUUUUGAUGAUAUAAAAACGGUCAACAAAGUUCUACAUUCUUCGUUCAAAGACGCUUGCUAUGCGUAUGGAUUAUUGAAUGAUGACAAAGAAUAUAUUGAGGCCAUCAAUGAGGGCGGCUUGUGGCUUUCUGCCAAUUAUCUCCGUCGUCUUUUUGUGAUUCUGCUCACUACUCAAAGUAUAUCCAUUCCUUCUAGAGUUUGGGAUGCUACGUGGCAGGUAUUAUCAGAUGACAUCAUAUAUAAUUACAGAAAAGCUGCCAGGGAUCAAACUGUUAGUCUAUCUCAGGAGCAAGUUAAAGACUUUACUCUGGUCGAAAUAGAACUUCUUUUACGUGUAAGUGGGAGAUCCUUAAAAGAAUUCACACCUAUGCCGUUUCCUGAAGAUAUUACUCUGGAGUCACGUGAUAAUCCUCUUAUUCGGGAUGGGAGGAAUUACAAUCGUGAAACUCUUAGAGUAAGAAACGAGCAGAUGUUAGCCACUGUAACAAGUGAACAGAGAAGUGUUUAUGAUGAGAUACUAGAAGCAGUAAAUAAGAACAAAGGAGGUAUGUUCUUUGUUUAUGGUUCUGGAGGUACUGGUAAAACUUAUUUGUGGAGUCUAUUAGGAUCUGCUCUACGUUCCCAAGGUGAUGUUGUUCUCAAGGUUGCAUCGAGCGGGAUUGCUGCGUUGUUAUUAGAAGGAGGCCGAACUGCGCAUUCAAGAUUUGCAAUCCCUAUUGUGGUUAAUAAGUUUACCUUCUGUUCAAUCAAGAAGGAGUCGAAUCUUGCCGACCUGAUAAGGAUUGCUAAACUCAUUAUAUGGGACGAGGCGUUGAUGAUGAGUAAAGACUGUUUCGAGACUCUAGAUAGAACGAUGCGUGAUAUAUUAGAAGUCGAUAAGCCCUUUGGUGAUAAGGUCAUUGUUUUAGGAGGGGAUUUUAGGAAAAUAUUGCCAGUGAUUCCAAAUGCCGGGAAGACAGAGAUACUUAUGGCCACUUUGAAUUCGUCACCUCUGUGGCACAAAUGUAGAGUGUUGAGACUUACACAGAACAUGCGACUUAUAUCUGGAGAUAAUAGCCGUGCGAUGCUUGAACGAGCUGCCUUUACAAAGUGGAUAUUAGACAUUGGUGAUGGUACGAUAAAUGACGAUGGUAGUGGUGAAGCCGUGAUUGAAAUUCCUGAUGAUCUGUUGAUUAAAGACUGUAAAGAUCCUAUAAAAACGAUCGUCAAAGAAGUUUAUGGGAGUUCGUUUUCGAAAAAGACUGAUCCUAAAUUUUUCCAAGACCGUGCCAUACUGAGUCCAAGAAACGAUGAUGUAGAUACGAUAAAUGAUUAUAUGCUUUCAAAGUUAUCGGGUGUUGAAAGGACCUAUCUUAGCUGUGAUAGCAUUGAUACGACUGAAGAAGUUGUCAAUUACAAUGAUGCAUCUGAAGUACCCUCAGAGAGUGUAGCCAGUAAGAAUAAAGGUGAUUCCAACAACAUGAUUUAUACCGAGGAGUUUUUAAAUAGUAUCAAGAUGUCUGGUUUCCCUAAUCAUGUCCUGAAGUUGAAAGAGGGUACUCCUGUAAUGCUUCUAAGAAAUAUCGACCCUAAGAAUGGGUUGUGUAAUGGCACAAGACUCAUCAUUAUUAAGAUAGCUAAUUAUGUUCUCCAGGCUCAGAUAAUAACAGGUAGCAAGGUUGGUGAAAAGGUACUGAUUCCUAGGAUAUUCCUCUCUCCUUCGGAGAUGAAACUUCCUUUCAGGAUGAGACGCAAGCAGUCUCCUAUCACAUUAGCUUUUGCAAUGACUACAAACAAAAGCCAAGGACAGACACUCGAAAAGGUUGGUUUGUAUCUUCCAAGACCGGUUUUUACUCAUGGGCAACUCUAUGUCGCUGUAUCGAGGGUUACAUCAAGAGAAGGUCUGAAGAUAUUGAUCACCGAUAAAGACAACAAACCACAAAACAAAACAUUGAAUGUCGUCUACAAGGAGGUUUUUGACAAGAUAUGA